Molecule: messenger RNA, 1155 nt
Organism: Aspergillus fumigatus Af293
Lineage: Eukaryota; Fungi; Ascomycota; Eurotiomycetes; Eurotiales; Aspergillaceae
Gene: gprL
Product: G protein coupled receptor family protein
Biological process (GO): adenylate cyclase-activating G protein-coupled receptor signaling pathway; cell surface receptor signaling pathway
Cellular component (GO): plasma membrane
Molecular function (GO): G protein-coupled receptor activity
Source: RefSeq, a predicted model, not a curated record
AUGUGCUGUCGACCAUCGAGCGUGUAUGUUCGUGCGUGUCUGUGGUUGCCUCGGGUGUCCUCUUCGGCAUUUCGCAAACCGAUCAAUCGCUUGAUCUUCUAUGCCUCGUGGGGCAAUCUCUUGUCAAACUCGGCCACUCUCAUUGCCGAGUCCAGUCUGCAUGGUCGUACCCAAGGCGCGCUGUGCCAGUUCCAGGGGUUCAUGAUUCAGUGGUUCUUGCCAGCCGAUUCCCUGUGGGCACUCGCCAUGGCUUCCAAUGUGUACCUGGCAAUCUUCAAGCAUUACGAUACCAGGCGUCUAGGGAUGCUCGAGUGGAAGUAUCUGCUCUUCUGUUAUGGAGUGCCAUUUAUUCCUGCGUUUGUGUAUCUCUUUCUCAGCUCUGAGUCAAGGGGCAAGGUGUACGGGGAGUCUGUGUUAUGGUGCUGGGUCUCGUUGCGGUGGGAUUUUCUCCAGAUCGCUGUAUUCUAUGGACCAGUCUGGUUCAUUGUCUUGCUCAUUCUCGCCAUCUACAUCCGUGUUGGCGUGACCAUCCGGCGACAACGACGCGAACUGCGAAAGACGGCCUGGCCGGUCUCCGAGUAUGCCACAGACAUCACCGUGUUGGGAGACGUUGACCUCCACAGAACAGCCCGGUCAGUGCCACUUGGUAGCUUGCAGCGGCUCACAAACAGAGAGCGGAGUCCGGCUUCUACUGCUGCUUCAUCCCAUCGAAUUAUUUCUCGCGAGGUCCGGUCUCCUCAAAAUGAUGACGGUCCCCAAAAUGCCCGUCCUAGUAUUGCAGACUCUCUUUCCUCCAAUAUCUCUCCGACCUCGACUACACUCAGUCGCUACAACUACGACCUCGGCCAGUCCGAGACCUCCACUACCCCGGCGUCGGCAGCGUAUUACAAAUAUGCCGUUCUCUUCUUUGCGGCGUUGAUUGUUACAUGGGUCCCUUCCUCCGCCAACCGGGUCUAUGCGCUUGCCGCCUCGAACCACUAUAUCUUCGGCUUGAGCUGCGCCUCAAGCUUUGCUCUACCGCUGCAGGGAUUCUGGAAUAGUCUUAUCUACAUUACUGUGUCUUGGAAGGCCAUUGGGACCUGGUUUCGACAGAGUACAGGUAGAUAUAGGCAUGAGGUACAUACUAGAAACCGCAUCUCUUAUAUUAGUAGUUGA